AUGAAGUUCACAGUAUUCGCCACAAUAUCUCUUCUUAUUACGUCCAGCGUUGCUAGAAGAUGUGCGAAUGUUGAAGUACCAGAAGAAUUAAGGCAGGAAGCUGCCCGUUUCAGAGCUCUAAGCGCGAGCAGCCUCCGUGCUUCAAUCACCGGUGCUGAUGCCCUUCGCAAAUCCGGCGGAUACAAUGAUCCCACAACUCGGACUCAGAAAAUCAAGCUCUACAUCCACAAUGUCUACAUCAAUCGGACUGCUGAAGGUGGAUACAUCCCGAACUCCGACAUGGAAAAACAGGCCAAAGCUUUGAACGAGCAUUAUGCUCAGACCGGUAUCUACUUCGAUCUUCGCAGGGUCACCCAUACCAAAAACGCCACUUGGGCGACCUGCGAAAGAGACACUCCUAUUGAACAAGAUAUGAAGCGUACUAUCCGAAAGGGUGACUAUGGUGAUAUGAACUUGUACCUUCGCCCACUUCAAGGGUGGCUCGGAUGGUGUACAUUCCCAAAGGAUGUUGUCCGCGGCUCGGAUGAUUACUGGAAGGACGGAUGCGACGUCCUCCAGUCCACAGUUCCUGGUGGGACUUUCUUCCCUUACAACGAAGGAAAGACAUCCACCCACGAAAUUGGCCAUUGGCUGGGACUUCUUCAUACUUUCCAGGGCGGUUGCGACGAAGGUGAUUUGAUUGAUGACACUCCAGCUGAGGCAAUCUACACUGACGGCUGCCCAAUUGGAAAGGACACUUGCGUCGGACCAGCAUACCCAGGUGUUGACCCUAUCCACAACUUCAUGGAUUAUUCUGAUGAUGCCUGCUUGAACCAGUUUACUCCUGGCCAGACCGUCAGAAUCUACCAGACUUGGGAUAGAUACCGUGCUCCAUGGAAGUCUAACUCCAGCUAUACCGGAUACUAA
Molecule: messenger RNA, 906 nt
Organism: Orbilia oligospora ATCC 24927
Lineage: Eukaryota; Fungi; Ascomycota; Orbiliomycetes; Orbiliales; Orbiliaceae
Exons: 4
Coding region: 1-906 (301 amino acids)
Molecular function (GO): metallopeptidase activity
Source: RefSeq, a predicted model, not a curated record